AUGGCCAACAACAGCAUAGUGACACACUUUCUACUCAUGAGUUUCCCUGAGGUUCAGGAGUUGCAGAACAUUCCCUUUGUGGUGUUUCUUAUCAUCUAUCUUACAGCUCUGAUGUGGAACCUUCUAAUCAUCGCUGUAGUAAUUCUCAAUGAGCACCUCCAUAAACCAAUGCAUUUCUUUGUUCUAAAUCUAUCUGUUGUUGACCUUGGAUACAUCUCAGUCACCAUCCCCAAAGUCAUGGCUAACUCCAUAAUGAAAACAAGGUGGAUCUUGUAUUCUCAUUGUGUAGCCCAAUUAUUUUUCUUUGUUCUCUUUGGAGCAUCUGAGUUUCUCCUUCUGACAGUGAUGGCCUACGACCGUUACGUUGCCAUUUGCUAUCCAUUGCAUUACGAAAUGAUGAUCAACAGAGGCAGCUGCAUUGGAAUGGCAGGCUUUGCAUGGAUGCUUGGAGUUCUAACAGCAACAUUAUAUGCUGGAGCCACAUUUGCAAGCCCUUUCUGCUCCAACAUCAUUCACCAGUUCUUCUGUGAGAUUCCAACAUUGCUCAUGCUCUCAUGCUCUGACAUGUAUCUCAUUGAAGUUGGGGCUAUUGUCUUGACUGGUUGUUUGUAUUUUGGUUGCAUCCUUUUCAUUCUAAUAACUUAUGUGCAGAUCUUCAAAGCAGUCAUGAGAAUCCCCUCUGCACAAGGAAGGCAAAAGGCUUUCUCUACCUGCCUGCCACAUCUCAUUGUGCUAUCCAUGUUUUACUUCUUUGGUGUCUUUGCUUACUUCCGACCCACCAAUAGGACUCCAUCGCAGUUGGAUCUGGUGGCUGCUGUAGCCUACUGUGUUGUGCCACCAUUCCUGAAUCCAAUAAUAUACAGCAUGAGAAACAAAGACAUCAAAGGAGGUAUGUGGAAACUGAUAGACUGGAGAUAUUCUUCCAAGACUGUUUUUUGUUUCACUUACAAAUCCAAUUUCAGCCGCUGA
This is a messenger RNA of Hemicordylus capensis (graceful crag lizard), 969 nucleotides long. RefSeq names its product olfactory receptor 14I1-like. The coding region runs from base 1 to 969 and encodes 322 amino acids. The record is from RefSeq and is a predicted model, not a curated record. Gene Ontology annotation, biological process: G protein-coupled receptor signaling pathway. The transcript has a single exon. Lineage: Eukaryota; Metazoa; Chordata; Lepidosauria; Squamata; Cordylidae. Gene Ontology annotation, molecular function: olfactory receptor activity; G protein-coupled receptor activity. Gene Ontology annotation, cellular component: membrane.